Messenger RNA from Drosophila obscura, 1192 nucleotides. RefSeq lists its product as uncharacterized. The transcript has 2 exons. The record is from RefSeq and is a predicted model, not a curated record. NCBI's taxonomy places the organism in Eukaryota, Metazoa, Arthropoda, Insecta, Diptera, Drosophilidae. Bases 203 to 1168 code for a protein of 321 amino acids.
AGCAGCCAGUGCAAGACCAGACUUGAGAGCUCCUGGCCAACAGCUACCAGCAGAGCUGCAGCUUCCAGUGACUGACUCCUCCGACUAUCAAGCCCCCGAGCUAGCUCCAAGGAUUAACCAAGCAGCUGUCUGUCGCGUCGUGUGCCGCGUGUCGUGUUGGUAGUGAAGUGUGCGAGACGAGAAGAGAAGUGAAGUGAACAGAAUGACAUUCAAGCAACGGCAUCUGCAUCCGCUGAGCCUGCUCACCCUCUGCCUGUGCCUGUGCCUCGCCAGCAGAUGCGAGGCGGGCACCGAGCAGAUAAGCAAUUUGUCAGCCGCCAGCGGUGGCAGUGGCGCCACACAGAGUGCCGGGGCACGCACCUUGCUGCGCGUUUACGAUGAGUGCACCCGUGCCGAGGCCGGAUUCGUGCCAUGCCUCAAGAAGAAGGCCAUCUCCUUCAUUGAUCGCCUUGCCCCCAUCGAUGCCAUAAACGUGGCCGACGGCAUCAAGCUGGUGCGCCUGGAGUCGGCGGCCCCACAUCCCGCCGCCGCCGCCGCCGCUGCCACCAGUGAGAACGAGCUGCUGGAAUCCUCGCUGCCACGUUCGGGCAGUGAACGCGACGCCAAGCUGACGAACAUGCUCACCGAGCGCCUCAGCUACUUCUUCAAUGGCCAUUCGCUGCAGGUCAGCUUCCCCAAGCUGACAUCCGAUGAGAUUGGACGUGGUCUCGAGGAAGGUCGCGGCAAAAUGAAGAAAAUGAUGGGCAUGAUGAUGAUGGGCAUGGCUAUGAAAAUGAUGGGCAUGAUCCCCAUUGCCAUGGGCGCCCUAUACAUACUGGCUGGCAAGGCGCUGAUCGUCUCGAAGAUUGCCCUGCUGCUGGCGGGUAUCAUUGGCCUCAAGAAGCUCAUGUCGGGCAAAUCGUCGGGCGGCGGCAGCUCCGGCUGGUCAUCGGGUGGCGGCGGAGGCGGCGGGGGCGGUGGCUGGUCAUCGGGCGGCGGUGGAGGUGGAGGCGGAGGCGGUGGCUGGGACAGGCGCUCCCUAAACGAGGCCCAGGAAAUGGCGUACCGUGCCCACAAAGAGAAAUUGGCGCAUCCACAGCUAUACCAUCAGCAGCAGCAGCAGCAGCAGCAGCAGCUGCAGCCGCUGCAUCCGAAAUCGGCGGCGGCUGCACAGGUGACCAAGUCAUAGGACGACGGUCAUGUGAACACAAUC